AAUUUCUCCAACGCUCCCCAUCUCGCACUUCGAGGCUUUCUUUCUCCCCGACCUCUUCUACCUUAUUCCCGUCAUGCCCAGCAGCUCCAGAUGAUCUGAGCUAGUGUAGAUAGGUGUUUGCGUCAUCAUCGAGCGCCGGCGCAACUUAGUUCUGUCCCAGCAAGGUCACUUGGUCGCUGAGGGAGGGUCUUGGUGUCUCCGUGGGUCACUGUGGUCCCGUUUGUUUUAGGCUUCGAAAUCAGAGAUGACGGGGUACACGCCUGACGAGAAGCUGCGGCUGGACCAGCUGCGCGCCUUAAGAAGGCAGUGGCUGAAGGACCAGGAGCUGAGCCCUCGAGAACCUGUUCUGCCCCCAGAGAAGGCAUUUUCGGGCUUCUGGCAUAGGUUCCUGCAGAAGGAUUCAGCCUGGAGGAGAUUUGCUUAUAAGGCAUAUGGAAGUGGAAUGUUUGUUUUUGUUAAUUUUCUUAUACCAGCCUGGAUUGUUCAUUAUUAUGUCAAAUACCAUGUAGAAACAAGGCCAUAUGGCAUCGUUGAAACAAAACGCAAAAUAUUUCCAGGUGAUACAAUUCUGGAGACAGGAGAAGUGAUUCCACCAAUGAAAGAGCAUGACACACAUAAUCAUCAUUAAAAAAGUUCUUAAAAACUCCUAAAGCUUGUGAGUCCAUCUUUUGUUUCUGUACCAGUUUAUCUACUGAAAACAUUUUCUGUUGAAGUAACUUAAUAAAGAUUGCUCCUUAAAAA
This is a messenger RNA of Monodelphis domestica (gray short-tailed opossum), 741 nucleotides long. RefSeq names its product NADH:ubiquinone oxidoreductase subunit B6 (gene NDUFB6). The record is from RefSeq and is a predicted model, not a curated record. NCBI's taxonomy places the organism in Eukaryota, Metazoa, Chordata, Mammalia, Didelphimorphia, Didelphidae. Gene Ontology annotation, biological process: mitochondrial electron transport, NADH to ubiquinone; mitochondrial ATP synthesis coupled electron transport. Gene Ontology annotation, cellular component: respiratory chain complex I.